AUGUGGGAUUCAGAAAUUGAGUCUGCUGGAGGACGAGGUUUCAGCAAUGGAGUUCUUACCACUAGCAAACAUGGAGUUAAGACUGAUGGUUUUGAGCAAAGAGGGCAGUCUUGGUAUGUUGAAACUGAUAUUCCAAGUGACGUUUUAGUUCAGAUUGGAGAUGUUAGUUUCCAUUUACACAAGUAUCCUCUUCUUUCUCGAAGUGGAAAGUUGAACCGAAUCAUAUAUGAAUCACGGGAUGCAGAAUUAAAAAAGAUAGUGUUAGAUGACAUUCCAGGAGGGCCUGAGGCAUUUGAACUGGCGGCAAAAUUCUGCUAUGGAAUUGCUGUUGAUUUAACAGCGAAUAUUAUCUCCGGCCUAAGAUGUGCAGCAGAGUAUCUAGAAAUGACAGAAGAUUUGGAAGAAGGCAAUCUGAUAUUCAAAACUGAAGCUUUUCUCAGUUAUGUGGUAUUAUCAUCAUGGAGGGACUCCAUAAUAGUAUUGAAAAGCUGUGAAAAACUCUCCCCUUGGGCGGAAAAUCUCCAAAUUGUUAGAAGAUGUAGCGAGUCUAUUGCGUGGAAGGCUUGUGCUAACCCGAAAGGAAUAAAAUGGCAGUAUACAGGAAAGCCCCUGAGAGUUUCCAGUCCGAAAUGGAAUGAGAUGAAAGAUUCUAGCCCGAGUAGGAACCAACAAGUGCCCCCGGAUUGGUGGUUUGAAGAUGUCUCCAUACUCCGGAUUGAUCAUUUUGUACGUGUUAUUACUGCUAUUAAGGUGAAAGGGAUGAGGUAUGAAUUGAUUGGAGCUGUGAUUAUGUAUUAUGCAAGUAAAUGGCUCCCCGGUUUGAUCAAAGAGGGGUCGGGAUCAGGGGCUCCUGGCGAUGAUGGAAGUAAUAGUACUAAUAGUAAUGGAAGUGGUAGUAGCUGGAAAGGUGGGCUACAUAUGAUUGUGGCUGGAAGUAAAGAGGAUACACCAACUGUUCAGGCCAAAGAUCAAAGGAUGAUUAUCGAAAGCCUAAUAAGUAUAAUUCCCCCACAGAGAGAUAGCGUUUCAUGUAGUUUUCUUCUUAGGUUGUUGAGAAUGGCAAACAUGUUAAAAGCGGCUCCUGCUUUGGUUACUGAAUUGGAGAAAAGGGUUGGUAUGCAGUUUGAACAGGCUCAAUUGGCAGAUCUUUUGAUACCUUGUUACAAUAAAAGUGAGACAUUGUACGAUGUUGAUCUUGUUCAGAGGCUUUUGGAGCAUUUCCUAGUUCAAGAACAGUCGGGAAGUUUAAGUCCUGUGAGACAGUCAUUUUCUGAUAAAAAUAUGUAUGAUUCAGAUCAAAGGGGGACAAAUCCAAAUGCCAAGAUUAGAGUGGCGAGGCUCCUCGACAGCUACCUCACAGAGGUUUCCAGAGACAGAAAUCUGUCGUUGACGAAAUUUCAGGUCCUGGCUGAGGCUUUGCCUGAAUCAGCUAGAACUUGUAACGAUGGAUUGUAUAGAGCAAUUGAUUCCUAUCUUAAGGCCCAUCCAACACUAACUGAGCACGAAAGGAAGAGACUGUGCCGUGUGAUGGAUUGCCAGAAGCUGUCAAUUGAUGCUUGUAUGCAUGCUGCACAAAACGAAAGACUCCCGUUACGAGUUGUGGUGCAAGUCCUCUUCUCAGAGCAGGUGAAGAUAAGCAAUGCAAUAUCAAACAACUCCCUCAAAGAUGCAGGCGAACCCCAGUACCAGACCUUGAUAUCAAACCGCAAAACAUUACUUGAAGGGACGCCACAAUCAUUUCAAGAAGGAUGGGCUGCUGCCAAAAAGGAUAUCAAUAGUCUUAAGUUUGAACUGGACAGUGUCAAGGCAAAGUACUCGGAGCUCCAAAAUGAAAUGGAAACUUUACAGAGGCAAUUCGAUAAGAUGGCAAAGCCUAAACAGACAUCUGCAUGGACUGUUGGGUGGAAAAAACUAAGCAAGAUCGGUAAAACAACAGAAAACAAUGAUAUAGGGUCUCAGGUAGGAAAUGCAGAACAGACUAAGAAGACUCCUAGAAGAUGGAGAAAUUCCAUUUCAUAA
Fraxinus pennsylvanica is the source of this 2019-nucleotide messenger RNA. Lineage: Eukaryota; Viridiplantae; Streptophyta; Magnoliopsida; Lamiales; Oleaceae. The record is from the annotation of a GenBank genome assembly.